This is a messenger RNA of Penicillium longicatenatum, 1506 nucleotides long. Its product is annotated as aminopeptidase P family protein. The coding region runs from base 1 to 1506 and encodes 501 amino acids. NCBI's taxonomy places the organism in Eukaryota, Fungi, Ascomycota, Eurotiomycetes, Eurotiales, Aspergillaceae. The transcript has 2 exons. The record is from RefSeq and is a predicted model, not a curated record. Gene Ontology annotation, molecular function: metalloaminopeptidase activity; manganese ion binding.
AUGGGCGCCACUACUCGAGGUACUCCCUUGGCGGGCCCAGAUGUCAUCAUUAACUCAGUCGACGCUUACCAGAUCCGCCUUGCCGUGACAGGCACCUCCUGCGAUAAAUACCCAGCCAAGCAGCAUGCGCGCAACGUUGCCCGCAAACUCGGCGCCUCCCACGGCUUGAUUUUCAUCGCCGGCGAACCCACAGCUUUAUUGCGCGACUCCGAUCAAGAGCGCCCCUUCCGACAGCGACGAUAUUUCUACUAUCUGAGUGGUGUGGUUGAGCCGGAAUGCGCUCUAACCUACGAUAUCAGCUUAGACCUCCUGACGCUCUAUGUGCCGGAUUUUGACCUUCAUCGGGCCAUAUGGAUGGGUCCCACUCUGACUCGGGAGGAAGCAAUGGAUAAUUAUGAUAUCGAUCGCGUCCUUUACCAAUCGUCGCUCCAACAGGAAAUAGGAUCAUGGCUGAGCGAACGAGUGCAGAGCAGCUUGUUGUAUAUGGUGCAUGCGUCGGAGCUCCCGAAGGGGCUACCAGCAGAAUUGCCACUGGACUCGUCGCAGCUCCUGCCGGCCAUGAAUGCAGCCCGAGGGAUCAAGGACGAAUAUGAGAUCCGAAUGAUUCGUAAGGCAAACCAGAUAUCUGCGCUGGCGCACCGAAAGGUUCUGGAAGGCAUCCAGAAGAUGACGAAUGAAUCACAGAUUGAGGGGCUCUUUCUUGACACGUGCGUUUCUCAUGGUGCUCGGAAUCAGGCAUACCAGAUUAUCGCAGGUUCAGGACCGAACGCAGCCGUUCUUCACUAUUCUCGGAACAACGAGACUCUUGCUGGGAAACCUCUUGUAUGUCUUGACGCUGGUGCUGAGUGGGAGUGCUAUGCUAGUGAUGUGACCCGGACAUUCCCCCUCAAGGGUGAAUGGCCCAGCAAAUAUGUAUCAGACAUUUAUAAGCUGGUCGAGCGGAUGCAGGAAGAGUGCAUCAAGGGAAUCCGACGAGGCACCCGCUUUCUCAAUUUACAUGACUUGGCCCAUGAUAUCGCGAUAGAUGGCCUGUUGGCUCUUGGCGUCUUGAAGGGUGGCUCACAUGCGGAGAUUCGUGCAUCAGGUGCAUCAAAGGUUUUCCUCCCUCAUGGACUGGGUCACCAUGUUGGGCUCGAGGUCCAUGAUGUUUCCGAGUCGGAGAUCAUGGCCAUGUACCCCGGACUCGACCAAUCUCAUUAUGGCCCGGUCAUGAAUUAUGCAGUUUGUCGGUCCCCUUGUACAGUGUCUGCCCCCUUGUUAGAAGAGGGCAUGGUGGUCACUGUUGAGCCGGGACUCUACUUUUCACCCUUGGCUCUUGCCAAUGCCCGUAAGCAGCCUCUUGCUAAGUAUAUUGAUUUCGAGGUUGCGAACAAAUAUGUUCAUAUCGGUGGUGUGCGUAUUGAAGAUGAUAUCCUCGUUACGGCGAAUGGUUACGAGAACCUUACUACUGCACCGAAGGGAGAAGAAAUGCUCGCAAUUAUUCGGGGCUCUUCGCAGGAUUGUUAG